GCGGUGGGACGGUGGGAUACCCGGCAGCAGUUCGUUCGGAUACUUGGUCGUACAGUGCUGCAUACGGAGACACGGUUCGAGUCGAAUGGUCCUCUCCUGAUCGUUUGUUCUGUUGUGGGACACCUGUGUGGUCGUUGUCAUGAUAGUUUUGCAAGAACAUGAAGGGUCAAUGUUGUACAAAGCAUCCUAGCCUAAGCACAAAUAAAUUAUUGUAGCUUAAUUAUAUGGGUACGUUUACAUGAAUGGGGACAUCGGGAAGCUGCCACCAGGGGCGGUCUACCCAGCCACCCCUGAACCUCUGGGUCCACAGGUUGCGGGCGCAAUUGGUGGUGGUGUGCCUAAUAUAGACUACGGAGUCAUGAACGGUGCGCCGAGCGGCAGUGAAUUGAUUCUUGACGCUGGUGUCGGCAGUCUAGAACCAUCGCCCCAACACGCUAUAAGCAUGCACGGAGGUGCGGUUGGAUACAGCCCAGUGGAUGUCGCCGCGUUGGGUGACGCUUCUGCCGCUCCACCAUCUGUACCAAUGACAGAUCUAAAUGUCCCUGGUAUACCUUUGGAGCAGCUCAAGCAGAUGCUCUCCUCUCAGCUCGAGUAUUAUUUCUCCAGAGAGAAUUUAGCCAACGAUACCUAUUUGUUGUCGCAAAUGGAUAAUGAUCAGUAUGUGCCGAUAUGGACAGUAGCGAAUUUUAACCAAGUGAAAAAACUGACGAAAGAUAUUAAACUUAUAACAGAGGUGCUGAGAGAGUCUCCCAAUGUUCAAGUUGAUGAAGAGGGACAGAAAGUGAGGCCCAAUCACAAACGAUGUAUUGUGAUACUUCGUGAGAUACCAGAUAGCACACCGUUAGAAGAUGUGAAGAAUUUAUUUUCUGGAGAGGGAUGCCCGAGGUUUAUUUCGUGCGAGUUUGCUCACAAUAGUUCGUGGUAUGUGACGUUCGAGUCCGACGAGGAUGCUCAAAAGGCCUACCGGUUUUUACGUGAAGAGGUUCGAGAAUUUCAGGGAAAGCCGAUAAUGGCGAGAAUCAAAGCUAAACCAAUGAACAGGCUACCGAUGCCGACGGUAGCCAGUGUAAGUGGUAUAAAGAACGGCUACAGAACUCCACCCCCUCCUCCUGUCUAUGAUCCGAGCAGUUACACGGCUGGACAGCAACGUUUUCUCUAUACCAAUGGCACGACCAUGCCUCAGACAACUAUGCCGGCGUACGCGAACCAGGUCGUUUAUCAACCGUUUUAUCCGGCCGGUAUGAUGCCUUGGGGACCAACUAGUCCCGCUUAUUUCGAGAUGUCCAAUGUCUUUACGAUGAACGGAAUCACGCCGCACAACACGUUCACGCGUUCGAACACAAGAUAUAAUCCUCGAAAUAGAAAUAGACAAAGAAACGGCUCCGAUCGAAGCUGCUUAAUAGACCCGGCCAAUCCCAGCAACAACAGUAACAACCAUCACCACUAUCACCAUCAUCAUCACCACCACCAUCAUCAGCCGUCGUCUAUGCCACCGCUGAGUAAUCGUAGUUCUCAUUCUCCUAUGACCGGUGGUGGCAACAAUAGUGUGUCCCUGAGCUCUUCUACGUCCACUUAUCACGCCUCGAGUUUGCCUCCUUCGAAGCCGCUCGCCUCUUCGUCCUCUUCUUCCUACCAGUCCGGCACAAAGUUCCAUUCUUCGUCGUCCGCCGUGUCGUCUGUUGAACACGUAAAGGGAGCUUCCUCCUCGUUGUCCUCCGCGCAGGAUCAGGACACAACGGCAGCGGUCGAGACCUCCUCCACACCCUCCUCCUCGGCGCCUUCGUUUACCCGCCACCGUAUCCAUCGCAGGACCAAAGAUCAGGACACGAAGGUAGCAAGCGGGAACAACCAUUCGCUGCCGGCGAUUAAGGAAUCCCUGCCAGCGAGCGGAGGUAGCGGCAGCAACAGCAACUGUGGCAGCCGCAGUAGCGGCGUGCAGUUUGACCUCGAGGCUGCCGCAUUCCCACCCCUGCCCGGCCUCGACACCGACCACGGCAAAACGUCGACCGACGUAGGUAGCGGUGGCAGCGCCGGCACUGUCGGCAUGGAGUCUUCGUCGCAGAAUCGAUUGUCCGAUGUUGUCAAGGGUACCGCCAAGCUCAAGGCCGUUAUCAAGGACAAGGAAAGUGGUGGUAACCAGCCUCAGUUGCAGCAACAGCAACAGCCCGCAGCGCCUGCGCCAACAGCGGUGAACACCGCCAGUAGAUCCGCUAGUCCUGGAGCGAGUACCGGAGCAGAGGCGCAGGGAAGCGCUGCCGCAUCGACGAAUUCUGCGAACGCCACGCAUAUCCUUAAUCCGCCGACGGCCAACGAGAAUACGUCGUCGGCCGACGCUGCCGCGCUCAGCACCGUCGCGCUCACUCCCCCGUCAUCUCCUGAUAAAUCUAUAAAGACUGACGACUCGAACAUGGUGAACGGUGUGGACGACGCUGUAGUUGCGAAUACGCACCUGCCGGCAGUGGCUACGUCGACGGUAACGACGGCUACGACGACGACAACGGCAACGACGGCGACGUCAGCCGCAGCGACCACGGACGAUGCCGAGACGAUGACCAGGUGCGACUGUAGCAACGUCGUCGUCGUCCCUCCUCCUACUGCCUCUUCACAGAACUCCCAAACGCAAACUGGAGUGGCCUCUGCCUUCCCUAUAGAUCUUACGAGGCCAAGCUAUGCCCAAGUAGCGCAACAUUGCCGUGAGCUACCUUGUACAAAACACAAAACAGACGAGAGGGAUAGAAAUGUUUAAAAGCUGCACGUGACGACGAUGAAGGAAGAAGACACCUCAAGCGGCGGAAGCAGCUUAUAUAUAACGAAGCAAGAAGCCAAAAUCUACAGAUUACCACGCGUCAACGGGGUAAUUAAACGAUAAUUAGCUGUGCUAUAUGUGCUAUGACGUCAUCGCCAUCUUCUCGGGGUCAGAUCGGAUCGGAUUGAGAAUCAGGAUAUCGGAGCUCGCCGCUGCUUUCACCUACCUAUCUAUCCCCCCGAUACUCCCUUCUCAGACCGACGCCGUCACGUGCUGCAGGCGUGAGGAAGAGAGAACUUUUUACAUUGUACAGUGACGUCUCGCCUACGAUCAACGAUCGGUCGAUCGACGAAUCGAUCGAGAGAGAGAGAGAGAGAGAGAGUAAGAGAGAGAGAGGGAGAGGGAGAGAGAGAAAUGAAUGAGUGAUAGUGUAAAUGUGUGAAAAUGUGUAAGACUCGCUGCGCACUAUUAUAGCGGUGCAUUCGCAGGCACUACUAUUAUACAGGGUGAUCGGAGAGUCCCGCGGGGCAAAUUUGUCGCCGCGGUUUGAUGAUGUUGAUGGUUUUGCCGAUAUAUUUUGCUUAUAAUCGGCACAAUUGUUUUAUUCGCUUUAUUGCAAUUUGCGGAACGCAAUGAUUCGAUUGUAGUUUAUUCGUGAUUGGAGUAUGUUUGAAGGAUUUAAAGUCUUGAAAAAUAUAAAAAUUCGUUAUAGGAUUUAAGAACGAUGAUCUAAAUGCACGCGUUAAGCGGACGAAAAGAACAGCCAGCCUGGCAGCGGAGGCCCGAAGACUCGAACUUGACGUUCGGUUACCGGCACGCCAAUGAGAAUUAUUAGGCUGGCGAAAAGAGAGAUCGACAAGAGGAGCAACUGGGGAUCAGAACAUGUAAAAAAGUUAAGAAUCUGAGAUUUCACACGCGUAUAAAUAAAAAUCGAGAUCUGCAUUGAAUGAAAAUAAUUCAGUUGAUCAAAUUUCGAUUUCUGAAGUAUAUACCUUCUGGAAGUCGCAGAUUUUCGACUUUUUUCGAUUUUUUGUUCAUCGAGUCGCGCUCUUCGAGCUUUUAUUACCGAUCUUUAUACUCUUAUGAGUUUCAAUAUAGACGAUAUAAUACAGUUUUGAGUGUACCUAAUAAUGUUUGAUAAGCUUUAGUUUUAAGACUUCGUUAGUAAUUGGUAAGGAUUCUUAAUUAAUAACAAAUAUAAUAUAGAUCUAAAGAAUUUACGAAUCUAAAAAUUCGAGUUAUACGAGAUGUAAAUGAUUGUCUAGAAUUAUGCUUCGGAUAAACGCGGAAGUGUAUUACGACGUGGCGGCAUUUUUUUUUUCUUUAAAACGGUUUUUCUCUCGACAGCACCAAGCGCACGGCUGCGCGACUUCCCGAUCACCCGGUACAUCGCGCAAGAGAAGAGUAUUGUUAUAUAUCGUUUUUUGGUUCUGUGAUUGAGGUACAUAUUUGUUAGCUUGUACAAAGACGCGUUAAAGAGAUAAGAUUAUAUUACUCUUUUAAAGGGAAAAACCCCUUCCCCCGCCCCUCCUUCGCGUGCAGAGUCGUAAUGUUAUAACCGGGAAAAAACACACAUGUCUAUUAGAUAUAUAUAAUUAUAUAUAUUUGUGCCAAAAAAAAAAAGAACAUUGCUUGACGAAAUCUCCCGAAACGUGCAACGAAGUGGACGCCGAAAUCAACUGAGAUUCUCGCCAAGUGGAAAGCGGUGUGGAAUCCCCCCCAAAAAAUUCCGCUCUCUUCCACGUUCCUCAUCUUAAAAAAAAAAAGAGUUAAAAGUAAUAAGAGGGGAACGAAGAGAUUGUAUUUUAUAAACGGAGGAGAAGUUAUGACAAUGUGUACGAGAUUAUGCGUGGUUUAAAGGACGUUACCGAUGAUGAAUGAUGAUGAUUAGGAGGAGGUGAGGGAGGAGGACGAUCGAAGCGUACGAAUUCGUAUUUUUAUGCGGUUGAAGCGUGUGAGAAGCUUAUUGCGGAGAAAAUCGGCGGUGAUACCGGAUCUGUAAAGUUAACACAGGACGAAGAGUGAGUUCGCACAAUUGAGGAAUGAUCUUGGAAGCUAUUGCUAGCGCAUCUGUCAUAAGAAAUACUUUGCGUUUUACAAUGUAACCGUAAUUACAAUAAUUAGCGUUUUAAUCAGCGGCAAUGAUGCGCAAUACCGUGUUGCGUAUCGUAAUACGCAAGACGUAAGUGACAAAAAAAAAAGAUCAAAAUUCUUAGAGAGUGUAUAUUAUAAUGUGCUUGACGAAGUCUCUCGAGAUGCGCGACGAAGCGGAUACACGGAAUUAAGCAUUAGUAUCCCGUCUUUAAGCACCGCACAUCGGUUUGCAUUCUAGUUAUUUUUACGUGUACAUAUGUAUUGUAUAAUUUCUCUUGCCUUGAUUAUUCCUCAAUUUGUUCGGAUCCACUUUAAAUGAGCUGACGUUUAAAGUGGAUUUAAAUUCACUUCCGCUACUCGAUUCCUGCAAUUCAAGAUCCUCGAGACCAAGAUUUUUCGGAUCUCCCCCGAGGAUCUUCCUCUGAAGUUUCGCACUUCAAAGCCUCGUCAUGGAUUCCGUCUCGAUUCCAUCCUUGUUCCAUCACCGUCAUCACCACCACGGUUUCCUCGCUUUUCUUGUCCCAUUUCCGGACAACGCGAAUCUCUGAGAAACUGCCUCCUAAUUUUCUUUCUGACAACUUGCGGGCUCGCGUGUUGGUUCGAGACAGUCCCAUUCUCUUCUCUCCUCGGUUUUUCGUUUCUUUUUUUUCUUUCUUCCUUAGCAAUUCCACGCCAGCUCUCCCUCGCUCGCCAGAGAUCCGUGCCCAAUUUUCUGCCCAUCUCGACAACGCAAAUCUCUUGAAGGAUGUGUGCCGCAGUUUUAUCGACAACUUUCUGGACCUGUGCGUUGUUUCGUGAGAUGGGCCGAUAUUCCAAUCCUCGUUCUCUCAUCGCGAUUCCAUCCCUAUAUUUUCUCAGCUUUUCAAUUCCAUCGUCCGAUUGUGAUUCCGUUUACUCUUCCGUCUUGUUCGCCACAGUGAUGCUCGCGAGCGAGCAUCGGUUCAAAUCACGGUGGUCAUCGUCGAUUCCGGGGACUAUAUCGGGAGCGACGACUUCCGAUUUGCGUGAAACUCGACUUCCCCGCUUUUUAACUAACCGCUCAUUAUACUCUUCGCUGCGUCGCGAUCAAACUUUUUUUUUUUUGUUAGACUAUUCUUUUUAUUCGACCGUCAUGAGGUGCACUGAGACGUUUAGGAAUCUUAGGGUCACGUUUUUAUUCGGCCAAGAGAGAGAGAAUGAACAAGAAAUGUGCGCGAGAGAACAUGCUAAUUCGAAGUAGCUAGUGUUGCGAAAAUCGGGACGACUAAUUGAGCACGCAUUUAAGUGCCUCAAAGUAUGUUGUAUAUUAUUGAUUAUCUAUUACCACUAUUAAUAUUAAUUAGUACUAUUGAUUGCUCUAUUAUAUUAUUAUCAUCAUUAUUUUAUUAUUAUUAUAAGCAGGAGCUUUUGGCUUUAGGUGUUACGAUGAUGCAUAUGUACCUACACACAUAACACACACAGACACAGACACACACUAUAGUGAAAAAAAAACGAGAAAAAGGAUGCGAGAAAGAGAAUAGAAAGGACAUUAUUAACAAAUAUAUAUAUGCAUAAAAUAUAUAUCUUAUAUGUAUAUACAGGGUGUUUCUCAGAAACCCAUGGGACAAACUUGAUAUAAUAUUGUCAGAUGUUAUGCGUAAUGCUGUCGUACGACCGAUUGCCUACCUCACAAGCGGUGAACAAGAAUGCGUAGCUGCUCAAGGACGCGUCGGAAGACACGGGUUUUUUUAACAAAAAUGAUUUUCUUGGUGAGACCAUGCUCUAAACUUUGUCCCAUGAGCCCUAAAAUUUAUAUAUAUAUGUGUAUAUAUAUAUUUUAUACAUAUGCACACUCUGUAUAUUUAUUAUAUAUUUGUUGAUGAUUAGACGUAUGCGAGUUUGAAUUGACGAUGUGUAACGAAAAAAAAGGCAUAUAAAGACGAAAAGGACGAAAAAUCGAUCUCCUGCGAAUAGGGUGCAACAAGGAUGACGUGUCGACGUACAUAAGUACUGCUAUACUUUGAACUUACGAUGCUGCCGUUUCAUUUAUACAACACAUACAACACAGGGCGUUUUCAAAAUAGAAUUGUCAGCUGUUUCUGUUAAUAUUGAGUUGAAUAAAUCAAAUAAACGAUAUGUCGGACAAA
Molecule: messenger RNA, 6945 nt
Organism: Temnothorax curvispinosus
Lineage: Eukaryota; Metazoa; Arthropoda; Insecta; Hymenoptera; Formicidae
Gene: Larp4B
Product: la-related protein 4B-like
Exons: 10
Coding region: 239-2746 (835 amino acids)
Biological process (GO): positive regulation of translation
Cellular component (GO): cytosol; cytoplasmic stress granule
Molecular function (GO): mRNA 3'-UTR binding
Source: RefSeq, a predicted model, not a curated record